Molecule: messenger RNA, 705 nt
Organism: Talaromyces amestolkiae
Lineage: Eukaryota; Fungi; Ascomycota; Eurotiomycetes; Eurotiales; Trichocomaceae
Exons: 1
Coding region: 1-705 (234 amino acids)
Source: RefSeq, a predicted model, not a curated record
AUGGCUCACGUUCAAAACCGCUCCAACAAUUACCGCCGUAACGGCAAUAACAACAAUUUCCAUCGACGAGGUCGUCGUUCUCAUCCAUUCCAAAGACAAUCCCUCCUAGACGUUGACGGGAACAUUGUCAUGGGCGGCAUGGAAAUUGCAGCUCCAUCGCGUGCUCCGUUCAACCGUCCAAACCACCAAGGACAAGUCUUUCGUCAAGGACCAAACUCUGGCCAAAGACCAAACUGCAGCCAAGGAUCAAACUCUAGCCAAGGUGGCAGAGGCCGACGCAGAAACCGCAACCGAAACCGCAACCGCAGUCGCAAUGGCCAAAACGGGCAAAUCGUCAAGCCGGACAUGUCUCCUGUGAAUGUCCAUGCCCAUCCAGAAGUUCUUUCGCACGCUCAUCCACAGAUGCUGACCCAGUUGGACUAUCAAAUCUUCCAGGGCCAAGCAGAGCCGAACUCGAUCGCCCAACACCAUCAAAUCCCCGCCUUGCAAGUUGCUUCAGUCCCCGCACCCGACUACAGUUGGAGUUCGCCCAUCAAAUACGUUCACAUGAAAGGUGAAUUGACUCCAGUAGACAACUGCGGAGACGUCGUUAUGGGAGAAGCUCCAUCUCUCCCUACAGUUUACUCUAUUGAAUGUACGGCAAAUGAGCAUAUGCUCGUCAUCGCACUCAGCGAGGAGAUGGGAAAUCUCCAACUUUUCAAGUGA